CUGCACCCCUAGAAACCUGGCCCACCAAUCCUGCGGUGAUGGAGAGUUUAGGGACAAAAAUAGCCUCAGUGGUGUGGCUUGUGUUCGCAGAGUAAUGUCAUGGGUGCGCUCUACUAUUAGGGGAGGCAGCCUUUAUCUUUAAUAACCUACGCUACUACCUCAUUCUACAGAACGCAUUGUAACAAAAUGGUUAUAAAAGUAUUUCUAGCUUCUUCAUCUGGAUCAACAGCGGUAAGCAUUUACCCGAGUCUUUGUUUUUAAAUGCUAUUAACUUUGUUGGCCGGUUUCCCACGACUUUUGUUCAGCUCUUAAUUCAUGCGUUUAUGUGACUGGCAAACAGAUUAAAAUCGGUUCAAAUUAUUAUAGGCAAUUUAGCGGUUUGUCAACUUUUAGUACCAUUAUUUGGGUCUAACUUCUCAGUUGAGGAGCACUGGGACUACCCGAGUUUCCUUAUAUAUCUUGACCGUCGCUGAGAUCACAUUCCAAACCUGCAACAGCAAUCUGUUGAAAAUGAAUCACCAUGCAUUCACUUGCAGAACCUUCUGGAAUAUAUUUGAAUUACCUCAAACCUAAUCUACAGUAUCAAAGAAAAUGUACACUACAUUACCAAAAGUAUGUGGACACCUGCUCGUCGAACAUCUCAUUCCAACAUUAUGGGCAUUAACAUGGAGUUGGUCCACCUUUGCUGCAAUAACAGCCUCCACUCUUCUGGGAAGGCUUUCCACUAGAUGGUGGAACAUUGCUACAGGGACUUGCUUCCAUUCAGCUACAUUAGUGAGGUUGGGCACUGAUGUUGGACGAUUAGGCCUGGCUCGCAGUCGGCGUUCCAAUUCAUCCCAAAGGUGUUCGAUGGGGUUGAGGUCAGGGCUCUGUGCAGGCCAGUCAAGUUCUUCCACAUGGAUCUCGACAAACCAUUUCUGUAUGGACCUUGCUUUGUGCAUGGUGGCAUUGUCAUGCUAAAACAGGAAAGGGCCUUCCCCAAACUGUUAACACAAAGCUGGAAGCACAGAAUCGUCUAGAAUGUCAUUGUAUGCUGUAGCUUUACGAUUUCCCUUUACUGGAACUAAGGGGCCUAGACCGAACCAUGAAAAACAGCCCCAGACCAUUAUUCCUCCUCCACCAAACUUUACAGUUGGCACUAUGCAUUGGGGCAGGUAGCGUUCUCCUGGCAUCCGCCAAACCCAGAUUCGUCCGUCGGACUGCCAGAUGAUGAAGCGUGAUUCACCACUCCAGAGAACGCGUUUCCACUGCUCCAGAGUCCAAUGGCAGCGAGCUUUACACCACUCCAGCCAACGCUUGGCAUUGCACAUGGUGAAUUUAGGCUUGUGUUCAGCUGCUCGGCCAUGGAAACCCAUUUCAUGAAGCUCCCGACAAACAGUUCUUGUGCUGACGUUGCUUCCAGAGGCAGUUUGGAACUCGGAAGUGAGUGUUGCAACCGAGAACAGACGAUUUUUACGCGCUUCAGCACUCUGCAGGCCCGUUCUGUGAGCUUUUGUGGCCUACCACUUCGCGGGUGAGCUGUUGUUUCUCCUAGAUGUUUCCACUUCACAAUAACAGCACUUACCGGGGCAGCUCUAGCACGGCAGACAUUUGACGAACUGACCUGUUGGAAAGGUGGCAUCCUAUGAUGGUGCCACAUUGAAAGUCACUGUGCCAUUCUACUGCCAAUGUUUGUCUAUGGAGAUCGAUGGCUGUGUGCUCGAUUUUAUACACCUGUCAGCAACGGAUGUGGCUGAAAUAGCUGAAUCCACUAAUUUGAAGGGCGUGUCCACAUACUUUUGUAUAUAUAGUGUAUGAUAUGUGAAUGGGUUCUUUGUCCAGAAACUAUAAAACAAGAAGUGAAAAGCUUUCAUUAAUGUAUUAGUCUUCUACUCUCCCCAACCUAAUAAUAGAAAAAAGCAGCCAAACAUGAUCUCAUAAAGAAUAAACCUAUCUAUACUGUGUUUGUUGUCUGCCUGUACACCUGUGUGAUGGUCCAGAUCAAAAAGAAGCAACAGGAUGUGCUUGGGUUCCUGGAAGCCCUCAAAGUGGACUACGCUCAAUUGGACAUUGCCUGCAAUGAGGACAACCGCAUGUGGAUGAGGGAAAAUGUCCCUGUGGAGAAAAAGCCCACCAACGGGAUCCCCCUACCCCCUCAGAUCUUCAACGAAGAGAGCUACUGUGGGGUGAGCAUAACAAGAUCAUGUAGAAGGUGUGGUGACCAACAAGCCUACUCCCUACUGAAUGGUUCAGGUAAAGGUGGGGGGAAAGUGUCCAUUCAAAGGCUGAGAAAACGAUUGGGGACUAAACAGAAAUGUCUCAUUUGUCUUUUACCAUAGGACUACGAGACAUUCUUUGACGCCAAAGAAGACAAUGCAGUGUAUGCCUUCCUGGGUCUGCCACCUCCUCCAGGGUCCAAGGUUGGAAUUCAACUUUCACUUACUUUUCUAAAAUUUUAAUUAUGUUUAUAUAGCUUUUUAGCUAUAGAUUACAACCACACAACGUGUUUUCCACUCAAGGGAUUUUAUAAUGCAAAUAAACUCGCCCCAAAAUGGUUCACCUCCAUGUCAGGGCCAGGCAGUUUUAAUGUUUGUUUAGCUGAAAUGCUCAGCCAUGUAUUGUCCUCCUAAUUUGUUUUCGCUCAAUUGCCUUUAGUAGGUUGAGACAUGUCUGAGUGCACUCCACAUAUCAUAUUCCUUUGGAGGGCAAGUAGGAGUUAGUGAGGUUAAUUGUAUGAGAGGGAUACAAUGUGACAUGUAGGCUAACGUAGUUGAGGAUGAUGCAACUGUGUUAAACAACCUGCCAAUUUUCCUUGGUGCAGGAAGCGAAAGAGGCGGAAAAGGCAUUUAUCCUUGAGAAUAGGCCUGUUGAAAAUGGGACUGUUGAGAAUGGGCCUGUUGAAAAUGGGACUGUUGAGAAUGAGACCGUUGAGAACGGAACCGUUGAGAGUGAGACCGUUGUGAACGGAACUGAUGAUGCUGAGGAUGAAGAGAACCUUGAAGCUGAGGAGGUUGAGGAGGAGAACCUUGAUGACACACUAGUAAUACCUUUCUCUGAUCCCCUCAGUCCCUGUCUCACCUUUACCAUUUCUCCCCGGUUUCCUCCCAUCCAGCAUAACCUUUUUGUAUAAUAGGACUGUUCUUACAGAAGAGUCUGAUGCUGUUGUAAAAAAUUAUGAUAUGAACAUUUAUAUGGAGAUAUAUUAAGAAAAAAGUACAUUAAGCAAACUUCUCAACUCACUUUGGGAUGCUGCCAAACCGAAGAGAUUGACCUGGUGCAUGAGCAUCACAGAGAAAUUAUUUUUUAUAUUUUUUUUCAAGGAGGUGGCCAGGGACAGCAGAGAAAGUAUUGCCCAGCUGAACCUGUGAUCUUCCUCUAACAAAUUCCACAGGCUUUUAGAGGGUGCUGUUUCAAGAAGAGUGCAAAUUGAGUUCAUUUUACUGGACCAGCUUCAUGGGUAUUUCUGGGAAAACAGUUCAGCCGCCCUCUGCUUUCGCAGUUAUCCAGAGUACCAGGCCGGUUUAUUUUCCAUUUAAGUUGCAAUGAUGUGGUACUGUUGACUGGACUGAUUUAGCUGGCUUCCGGCAGUGUGAUAAUAUGCAGUCUUCCUUGCUACAGCAUACAUCAUUGCAAACCUCUCAUUUCUCUCCACAGCACCAAUAUGCUGCUAUUCAUCACCUUGUAACCAUAUGUAAUUUCCCUUCAUUUAUUCAUGCAUUUUCCUUUACUCAGAGGAGCUGCUGAUGCUGAUGCCUUACUCUGUGAUGUCUUUGAACAUGUGACUCCAGCAGUAGGGCUGCUCCCCUCCUGGUGUUUGUGUGCCCAUGACAGCUGCUGAGUCAUUACUAUUCGAAUACAUAGUAUUUUCCCCCUUGACGGCACAUGGGUGUUUUCACUCUAGGAAAGAGAGGUUCCGAUGGAGGAGUGCAAUGGAGAUGAACACACAGAGGAGAUGGAAGCAGAGGUGGGAGGAGAAACAGGAGAGGAGGCAGCAGAAGAGGCCGCAGAAGAGAAGGUUUCAGAGGAGGAGGAGGAAGCCGCAGAAGACACUGUAAUUGUCUCCCAGAAUCCUGUGCUGUGUCCUCCCGUGACAUCUCUAUCUCUUUAAUGUUUUAUUUUCCUCUACCUCAGGGUUUUGUUUCCCUCGAGCUCCUGUUGUCCUCGUCUCCUCCUCAACUCUGGACCAUACUAACCCACCUGUAUACUGUUAUAUUGACUGUCCCAUAACUGUUUCAAUUGACUGUUCUGUAACUGUUUCUAUUGACUGUUGACUGUUCUGUUUGUUCCUUAGAUCUGUUGGAUGUUCAACCACUUCUCUGUUCUGUAUUAGUUAACUGUAAUCUCUUUGUUUGUUGUUUAGUUUUUUAGUUUUAAUUGACUCCAUUUGCAGCCUUUGUGUCAUCUCAAUGACUGCUACAUAGUCAUUGGUCUUGAUUUUCUUUUAUAUGUACUAUGUCCUUUGUUCCACAACCAUGUCUAGGUGUGUAUGUGUUGUAUGUGUUUCCAUGUCUAGGUGUGUAUGUGUCGUUCCACUGUCCAUCCAUGUCUAGGUGUGUAUGUGUUGGUGGGGGUCCUCUGGAAAUCCCACAAUGUUGUUGUUCAAUGUGCCUGAUCUGUGAGAUCUGUUCAAGUUGCACGACCUCCCAUGUAGAAGUGUCUCAUCCAUGUUUGAGGAGAGGUUCUCUGUUUCCCACAUGUCUCCUUGAGGUCAUGCUAUCAUUCUAAAAAUACUGAUACACAAUCUUUUCUAUUUUCUACCCUUUCUGUCAGAAGGCCCCCGUGAAGGAGGAAGAAGCCCAGGUAAAGUGUUUUUACAUUUCUGAAAAGUAUUGAAAUCAAAUAGAAAUUUGGGAGUCAUGUUUUUCUCACUGUUUUUCUCUCUUAUCCUAAACAGGAAGAAGUAGAGGAUGAGGAGGCUAAGGUAACAGGCGACACUGUGUCCACCGGAGUAAUGCCUGAUAUGAAGGGCAUUAUCAUUAAUAACAGCCAUUGCUCUCUGCAUUGUGCCAUCUGCCCCACUAAGUAACGCUUUUAGCCUGGAUCCAAUAGACCUGGCACAUGGUUCCAUACUACAUUGUGCCUUUAUUGAACUCUAAUAUUCUGGAAUUAAGUAAAUUAUUAACUUUUUUAGUCAUUCAACUAUUCUAAACAAAGCAUAUACAUGUAGGUCUAAAAGGGACAUACAGAUGUUAGGUCUAUGUUUUCCUGGCCAUAGUCCCUGAUUAUAAAUCAGUACUAUGAAGUUUCUCUGCCAAUGCCCAGGCCCAGCUAUGUCUGCUAGCCAAAACAUGAUUACAUCAUACAUGCUUAAUAACAUGCUAUAUACACUUGCAAAGUUUCUCACUCACCAGCAGCUUCAUUCAUUAAUUAAUGCUUUUAUUGUGACAUGAAAGCUGUAUUGAGAAUGGUAAAGGUUAUAUAAAGGCAAAAGCCUGACUGAUCAGCAAAGGUCAAAUUUCACAUUGUUUUAAUGUCUCAUACCACUGUUGUGUUCUGCUGGGCUCAGAAGUGCCUCAGAAGCGAAUGCUGGUGUUGAAUACAAUGUGCUGUGGCACAAACAAACAGACGCGGAGUAAACCGAGACAUGUGUUAGUGUUACUCUGGGCACUGUUGUUCACUACGGAGUGAACCACUGUAAACUCGUUAUUGAUAAGAUAUUAAGUUAUAUGCUAUUGAAUAGGUUCAACUGAAUAUAUCCAUCAGACUUAUGUGUCAAUAGAUAUCAAAGCACUUGUGAUGUUAUUGGAUUGUACACUGCUCAAAAAAAUAAAGGGAACACUAAAAUAACACAUCCUAGAUCUGAAUGAAUUAAAUAAUCUUAUUAAAUACUUUUUUCUUUACAUAGUUGAAUGUGCUGACAACAAAAUCACACAAAAAUUAUCAAUGGAAAUCAAAUUUAUCAACCCAUGGAGGUCUGGAUUUGGAGUCACCCUCAAAAUUAAAGUGGAAAACCACACUACAGGCUGAUCCAUCUUUGAUGUAAUGUCCUUAAAACAAGUCAAAAUGAGGCUCAGUAGUGUGUGUGGCCUCCACGUGCCUGUAUGACCUCCUUACAACGCCUGGGCAUGCUCCUGAUGACUCCUAGACAGUCUGUGGUGCAACGUGGCGUUCGUGGGUGGAGCGAGACAUGAUGUCCCAGAUGUACUCAAUUGGAUUCAGGUCUGGGGAACGGGCGGGCCAGUCCAUAGCAUCAAUGCCUUCCUCUUGCAGGAACUGCUGACACACUCCAGCCACAUGAGGUCUAGCAUUGUCUUGCAUUAGGAGGAACCCAGGGCCAACCGCACCAGCAUAUGGUCUCACAAGGGGUCUGAGGAUCUCAUCUCGGUACCUAAUGGCAGUCAGGCUACCUCUGGCGAGCACAUGGAGGGCUGUGCGGCGCCCCAAAGAAAUGCCACCCCACACCAUGACUGACCCACCGCCAAACCGGUCAUGCUGGAGGAUGUUGCAGGCAGCAGAACGUUCUCCACGGCUUCUCCAGACUCUGUCACGUCUGUCACAUGCUCAGUGUGAACCUGCUUUCAUCUGUGAAGAGCACAGGGCGCCAGUGGCGAAUUUGCCAAUCUUGGUGUUCUCUGGCAAAUGCCAAACGUCCUGCACGGUGUUGGAUUGUAAGCACAAUCCCCACCUGUGGACGUCGGGCCCUCAUACCACCCUCAUGGAGUCUGUUUCUGACCGUUUGAGCAGACACAUGCACAUUUGUGGCCUGCUGGAGGUCAUUUUGCAGGCCUCUGGCAGUGCUCCUCCUGCUCCUCCUUGCACAAAGGCGGAGGUAGCAGUCCUGCUGCUGGGUUGUUGCCCUCCUACGGCCUCCUCCACGUCUCCUGAUGUACUGGCCUGUCUCCUGGUAGCGCCUCCAUGCUCUGGACACUACGCUGACAGACACAGCAAACCUUCUUGCCACAGCUCGCAUUGUUGUGCCGUCCUGGAUGAGCUGCACUACCUGAGCCACUUGUGUGGGUUGUAGACUCCGUCUCAUGCUACCACUAGAGUGAAAGCACCGGCAGCAUUCAAAAGUGACCAAAACAUCAGCCAGGAAGCAUAGGAACUGAGAAGUGGUCUGUGGUCACCACCUGCAAAGCCAGUCCUUUAUUGGGGGUGUCUUGCUAAUUGCCUAUAAUUUCCACCUGUUGUCUAUUCCAUUUGCACAACAGCAUGUGACAUUUAUUGUCAAUCAGUGUUGCUUCCUAAGUGGACAGUUUGAUUUCACAGAAGUGUGAUUGACUUGGAGUUACAUUGUGUUGUUUAAGUGUUCCCUUUAUUUUUUUGAGCAGUGUAGUAAUAAUCCAUUUGUUAAAAUCUGUAUUUCCUAGUUACAGUAACCUGGUGAAAGCAAGUGAGUUGAUCCAAAGCCAAUCAUUACUAUUCGUUGUUUUAGGGAGAAGACGAUCAGCCGGUUUCUGAGGUAGAUCUACAUUUACAUUUACUUUGAAUUGUGUUCGAUGUUCAAUAGCUGUAGUGUUCAGUCCUUAAAUUGAAUUAAUUAAAUACUGUAGUCUCAGUUUCUGAGCUAAGGGCCUUGGGUGUUCAGUUUUAAUGUGUGGUUUGUUUGCAUCCUUGUGAUUGUGGUCUGUGUCCAAUGUCCAGACAACUAACCUCACAUAUUCUUCUUUGGUGUAGCGUUUCUACGGGGGGCCAGUAUAAAAAAAUAUGUAUUCACUAACUGUAAGUCGCUCUGGAUAAGAGCGUCUGCUAAAUGACUAAAAUGUAAAUGUAAUGAAUGCUUGAAACCCCUCUUCCUUCUUUUGUAGUUUUUGUCCCCGUCUCAUUUUCCACAGGUCUCCUGUGGAGGGAUUGCUGUAUGUUUGGAUGCAUUUCAUCUUAAUCCUUGACACAGUUUUAGAACACUACUGAUAUUUUCUAUGGCAUGCCACCUUAGUGAUAUAAUCAUUAGAUACCCUAGUCAAUAACAUUCCUAUUUGUCAUUUGAUAAGAUAGUUUGAUGAUUUGAUUUUGAAAAAUGUAAUGCUCGUUUAGCUGCUACUCUGUCUACAUUUAAAUAUAUAUUGUAUAAGUAGUUAACACCAGAUACAGUAACAAGGAUAGUACAGUAAGUCUAAAUAAAUCCAAUAAAGUCACAUAAAGAUAAUUAAGCUGAACUAAAUAUUUUAGGGCUCCAGCUUGGUUCAUGUUGAAUCAUGCAUGUAAAGCUAUCUGCAAGAGGGUCUCCUCCUCCAGCAACUCCUUGUACCUCCUCCACACAUUGACCCCUCCCCCCUUUGCCCUUUUCCCCAUCUCUUGGUUUGGUUUUCCAGGGAGAAGAGGAUUUGGGGUCGGAGGUAACUGGAUGUCUGCGACUGUGAAUUUCUCUGGUUGUUCCCUUAGUCACCAGCUGUGUGGGUUUGUCUGGCAGAGAUCAGAAGCCUUUGUGUUGUGGGACGGAAGAGCUUGUCUUGUGAUCUAUCUGCUGUUCGUUCCCUCAUCAGUAGCCUGUGUUCACGCCCUCCAAACCUCUGUCCGUCUCCCCUCUCUUUUAGCCUUCCUCUUCCUCAUUUCUUCCCUAGUCCUGUAGCUGCUUCCUUCCUGUCAGCCUGAACUAUCCCUGUAGAUUCCAUUUUAAACAACAUACUUUUCCUAUAGCGCAUGCCUCUGGUGACACCUCUGACCCCUCCAUCUACACCACUGACACUUAAUCUCAUCCUUUCUAGGAGGAAGAAGAGCUGCGACAGCUUGAGGUAGAUUGAUACGAGUUUUUUUUAAACUACACUCGUCCCCCUCUACCUCUCCACCAUUCUAUCUAUCUGCUUUUCUUGCUUCCACAUCUUGCACAGUUUAUUCAGCGUUCCUUCAAUUUCCUCUUUGACUACUUUUUGUGUAGAUUAAACAGACCCUAUCUCACCUAUGGCAUCUGAACAGACUGUAGCCUUUACUAUAUUUCUUUAGCCCUCUCUGUCAUGCCAGAUAAUCUCAAUCACAUAGUUGGAUGAACAACAUGGUAACUCUGGUAGCCAUCAGAACACAGACCAUGAUAGAGAAACCCAGCACUGUCAUUCAUACUGAUUUUAGUAAAUUACACACACACACACACACACACACACACACCCCCCCCACACACACACACACAGAGCCUCUCCAACAUUCCAAACUGCCACUGCCUGCCCUCCCUCCUCUUCCACACAAGCUUCACUGCUUUUGCUCUCUUCUUCCUCCCCUUUCUUGCUCUCCUCCACCUCCUCCACCUCCUCCACCUCCUCCUAUAUUUUCAUUGCAGGAGCAAGAAGAGAGUUUCCUCUGGUUGUAAUUUGUGGCGUCUUCUGUGGAUCUUAGAUCUCUCUCUCUAUCUCUCUAUGUCUGUCUGUGCUGCUGCAUGGGUUGUGGUCUCUGUGGUACAGAUAACUGAUGGUGUGCAGCAUGACACAACAUCUCCAACACGGUCAUUUGGUAUAUUUAUGGUUAUAAUAAUCAUAAUAAUAAUAAUGAGAACAUUAAGUAACACAGGGUUUUCCUCCCUCUUGAAGUCUCCUUAGUGACAUGCCGUUUCACUUAUCUCAAAUAUAGGUUGUUGUAUCUCUUGCCUUUGUUCCCUCUUUGACAUGGAAAUGCUCAAAACCCCUGAUAUCCCCAUCCUUAGGAAGAAGAAGAGGCCCCAGAGGUAACAGAGGUAUAUUCUGUCUGUGCUCCCAGCCCAUUGCAUGGUGUGGCCCCUGACGUGGAGUAAACGGAUCUUAGGCAUAUGUGGAUUUAGUGUGGGUUUGUGAAGAGCUCUCUACCCUUUUAUUCCACAAGGCUGCCAGCAUCCCUCCUGUGGUAUGCUGUCUUUAAAAUUUGGAAAUUAUCUGGACUCUGGUUGGGGUUUUGAUGCAGUGUGACUGGGAUGAGGUCAUUGUCCGUUGGUUUACGUGUGAAUUGGAUCUUACAGUGUUGCAUAGGAAUCUCUAGUGACUUGACGAAAACCCGAUGACAAACGGGAUGUUUAAAAAGCCAUUGGCAUGGCUUCUCUUUGCGAGGAGAGUCUUGAGACUGAGUGUGGACAGGACAAGCACUGCAGAAGAUUAAUGGACUGUUUGUUAUUGUGCAAUGAUCCCCCACAACAAGAUCUUGGCAGUGUCAUAUAUGUUGCACCAGACUACACUCUUUAAAUAAUUUGUUACCGUGGACAUAAUUUAUCAAAUCUUGAAUACACAGCAAGCACUAUAUCCACAAGCAAGUUUUCUGGUAAACUUAGUCAUUAAAAACAGUGAAUUCAUUGGUCACAGGACUAAGUAAUUGCACUUCACCACCUUUUUAAAAUUUAGCCCAUAGGGUAAAGGCUAUUUACGUUUGUAGAAAUGUAGCUAAUUGCAUUAGCGCAACACCAUGCUCAACCCAACAGAUGCACCUCGGAUGGAAUGUGGUCUGAUGAUUUGUGAAGUAUGCAGUGCCUUGCAGUUUCGUUGUCAUAUGACACCACCCCAUAGAGGGCCUUGCUUAAAGGCCCACACUACUCUUACUACUUCACUAGCAGUUAAGGGAAUGGUGCACUAUCCCUGUGGCUAACUUGUUCCCUUGGCCUAAGUAGUGGAUAUAUUCCUAGUGUUCCUAGUGUCUUCCCAAUCUCAUCUCUCCUACCUGUUUUCUUGAUGCCUCCCCUGGAUUAUAAUAUGGUUUGACUCCCUUUUAACCCAACUAUACAUGCUACUUUUUCGUUUCCCCUGUGCUGGACCCUUCCCUUCACCAAAAAAAUCUUUUUUUGUAUUUUUUUUGUUAUGCCAAGGAGGAAGAAGAAGAAGUGACAGAGGUAGAGGAAGCAGAGGUAGUAUAUCAACCAGCAAACACACGGAUGUUCUCACCAGUGUUCGCCUUGAUGCAAAAACUCUUGUUCCACUUUGAGAAGGAUCUGAGCAAGACAUUAGCCAGCUGAAUAUUCUACUGAAUCUUUGUUAUGGUUAUUGAUGGUGAUAACUGCCUUAUCUGAAUGAAAUCAGUUGCUCCACUCCUCAGUAAUCUUGUUCAACUGUAAUCAAGCACAGCUGAGAGAUAACACUUAAUUGGCAAUGGAAGUUUUGUUCUGGAUGCUCUCUUUAUUAAACUAGCACUGUAAAAUGAGUCAUCUGUGCUCUUUUUUUUAUUUAAAUAAACUAAUAUGGAGUUCAACUACAGUCUGGCUCUUAUAUUGAUAGUACUGAGUGGGAUAUCUUGGUUCUCCUCUGAUCUGAUGUCUUGCUUUACCUUGUCAUCAACAUUGUCAUUACUCAGUUUUCUUUUUUCAGCAGGAAGAAGAGGAUGAAUAGUUACAGCCAGGAAAGGUUUAGGAUGUCAUUUACUACUGCCCAGGUAAAAUAAACUACUUUAUUACUUAAUCAGAAUUCUCUUCUCUGCCACUGGGUGGCAGUAUGAGAGCAGGUAGUUUGCAGUGAACUGAUGGCUGCAUCGUAUAACUCAUAAACAUGUCUUCUUGUUACUGAAUGUCUUUCUAGAGUAAUUUAAAAAGAAAACAAUUCAGUACAUGUAUUACUCUGUGCCUUUUUGACCCAUUUAUCAAAUGUGUCUUCAUACUGGCAUUAUUAAACCAUUGAAUUAUAUUAUUUAGUGCCCUAACUGUACCUAGGUAAUAAUCUGUAUGAGAUCAUACAGAUUACAUAUAUAAAUCCUAAAACCACAUAACCCAACCAGUGUAAAGUGAGGAUAUAAUCCCUGUCUGAAAUGUACACUGUGUUGCUGUUCUGUAUUGGUAGCUGUGUGUUUUCAUAAGUGUUCUGUCAGAGAAGCUACAGAGAACAGAGCAUUGGGCUAUUUAACAGGGACUGUCACCAGUCUCUUUACACAAAAAGCUUCAUUGAGCACAGAAUGCCUGAAGGAUCCAUUGAACAGCCGUAUAAAACGAUAUCACAUGAAUUCUCUUUUCUCUCCCUGUGGCAGUGAUGAUAAUAAUAAUAGUAAUAAUCGUAAUCUUCAAAGCCGCACUCAUCGCCCCUCUCCAGUAGUGUAGGAAAAGGCUCUGCUCGCUGCAGGAGAGGGAACAGCCUGAGACUUUGAUCGGAUGGCACAGCCCACCGCACCCCCCUCCCCUCAUAAAAACCAAACCUGUCACCCCAGGUUAGAGAAAGCAGCUAAGUGAGCUACUGAAUUGCCUCGGGAGGGACUGGCACUCAGGAUGGCAUGGGCAGUUUGGGCACAGUGGUGACUGGAAGCUUAGGACCCACAGCCGCUAGCAGAGGCGCAUUGGUGACCUUUCUUUUCUCUUCCAGCCUAGAGAGACCGCAUGUUCCGGCCCUUCCUGACCCCCCCCUGACCCCUCAGACUGCCCCCCACCCACCGGACUACCCACGAUGCCCCCAACUGCUCACUGGGAACGCACAUGUCCCCCUGCUGGACCCUGCUGGCUGAAACCUGCCAAUCACACACUAUCUGUACGGCCCACCCAGAGAUAACCCCCUGUUUUACCAGAUGUUUAUAUUGCGUAGGGGACUAGGACGAGAGAACAUGUAUUGCUGUACUUCAUUUGUAUAACAUUGUUAGUUUAUGGUAGCUUCCAUCCAGUGCGUAGCUCAAUUACAUAGUGUUCUCAGUUUGUAGUUUUUAGCAGCUUUUCUAAUUGUACAUACACAGUCAUAUGUUAAGCAUUUAAAUAUUUCAGACAUACUUCUCAUGUUUCAAAUUGAAAAUGGUAGUUUUAUACCACAGUUUGUAAAGGAUGAUGAGCAUGCCACCACCGACACCUUAGCAGUCAAUGACCGACAGCUAUAACCCUGUGAGUAUCUGAGUGAAGAGCACUCUAUUGUGAACUGCAACCAGUGAAUGGACUCUCAGACUGAAACAAAUCUAUCAAUGCAGCGCCUCUCACUCGAUGCCGGCAAAUAUGUUAGAUCUAUAUGUGUGAAUGCAACCCAGUGACUCUCUAUGCCUCAGUCCAACAUGAGAAAGACCCUCAUGUAGGGUUUCCACUAGCUUCCAUAGCCACAACGUCAGAUUCCACAGCCACAAAGUCAAAUAUGACUUUGGUCUUACUUCAAGGUUAGGGUUAAGCAUAAGGUUAGCAGUGUGGUUAGGGUUAGGUUUAAAAUCAAAUUUUAAGAAGAGAAAUUGUAGAAAUGGGUUUAGCCAUAAUUAUGACUUUGUGGCUGUGGAAACUAGUGACGACCCUCAUGUAGCGUGCCUUAUGACUGUGUUUGCAGCUACUGGACACCGUUCACUGAACAUUACUGUCUGCUGAUCUACUGUGCACUUUGUUGAAUGUAAAAGGAAGUGGGUGACUAAGAUCCCCCUAGAUGUAAGAGAAGUGAAAUGCCAAUAAAGUAGAGUGGUGUAAACAGCUCCCCAUGGUCUAUUAUGCUCUAUUUUCAAUUCAUUGUGUUUUUUUUAUAGAUCAAUGUACAAUGUUAAGCAUAUACAGUACAAUAGGAGGAUAAACAUUGCAUAUUACCAUAAAUAUCCUGUAAUUAAUGAAUAACAUGAUAUCUAUGAUUAUAACAACAUAUAAGUUUGAGAAGUUACAUCGAGAUUACAUAAUACAAAUGUUAUAGUACCAGUGGUGUAAAGUACUUAAGUAAAAAUACUUUAAAGUACUGCUUAAGUAGUUUUUUGGAUAUCUGUACAUUACAUUACUAUCUAUAUUUUUGACUACUUUUACAUUUACUUCGCUACAUUCCUAAAGAAAAUAAUCUACUUUUUACUCCAUACAUUUUCCCUUACACCCAAAAGUACUCGUUACAUUUUGAAUGCUUAGCAGGACAGGAAAAUGGU
Molecule: messenger RNA, 13638 nt
Organism: Coregonus sp. 'balchen'
Lineage: Eukaryota; Metazoa; Chordata; Actinopteri; Salmoniformes; Salmonidae
Source: the annotation of a GenBank genome assembly